Molecule: messenger RNA, 1557 nt
Organism: Caenorhabditis briggsae
Lineage: Eukaryota; Metazoa; Nematoda; Chromadorea; Rhabditida; Rhabditidae
Exons: 5
Coding region: 1-1557 (518 amino acids)
Biological process (GO): innate immune response
Cellular component (GO): membrane raft
Source: RefSeq, a predicted model, not a curated record
AUGGCCGAUCCUCCACCACCACCACCACCGUCAAACAAGUCAUAUCUGACAGCUCCAGCUCUUCCGAGUACCGAAGUCUUCUACCACGCCUAUCUUCCCUCGGAUCACUGGGACUUGGUGGUCUUCAGAAAUGGCGAACCGUGUUGUAAUAACGAGGACAUCAGAUUCAAUUACUACGGUGGAUGGGCCUCAUUGUUUGCUCAAGUUGACAAGUUUCGCAGCUUUCCCGGAAGCCUGAAUCAGUAUCGAGCCGAAUUGUCCACUAUUUAUCCAUGGGUCAUGCCAAAAAUCUACAACAGUUUGAAAGGAGGUCACUCGUACAUCUACAAACACGACAUUCUCCUACUAAUGCAAUACAAUCUGAUGGACGGCCAUCUUCAGGCGAAUGAGAAGAAUUUUCCGAUUAUGGCAAUCACUGCGAUUUACAUGAGAACCAAAGAAGAGGCACUGAAUGACAAAUGCGAGUUGGUUCGUUAUGAUAAGGAGAAGUUUGAGGAGCUCAAAAAUCGGCUGGAAUCAAAAACGAGUAACAUGACUCAACACAAUCGUAAGCACAGAUUGAUCAAAAAGACGUUGGAUGAAGUUUUUGAAAAAGUUAAAAAGCUAUUGCCAGUGAACAGUCAUGAUCCGGAAUUCACAGGACUCCGCAAGCAUCUUCAAAAGUUCCAUCAGCAAACUCCAGUGUCACAGAAUGUCAAAUAUUUUGAGAAUCUUGUCAAUGUGAUAGACAUUAUUUUGACGGAUUUCGAUGCGUUUAUUGAUGCCAACCCAUCUUUGUUCCGUAAUGGAAAUGAUGAUAAGGAGACGCUAGUGGUUCGAUUAUUUGAUGAAGUUAAGUGUAAGCAUGUCUUUGGCUACGAGCUUAUGGAAGAGUUGCAACGAUGCGGAUGUAAUACUGUGAAACUUGAAGAGGCGAUUCAGGCAAAGGAUCCAACAUAUAGUCUGUUGUUCCAAGAUGUGUUCAAGUUGCUCGAUGGGAAUCCGAAUAUUCAUUUCAUCGCCAUUCCACUCCCACGAACUCGAAAACGGGCCGUCUGGGUUCCAGCCAUAGACGGGCACUACUGUAUUUCGGCUCGUGAUCUUGUCUUUGAAUUUGUCGCCUGGACAGUUGUCAAAGGAUUAUUCCAAGGAGCAUCCGAUGAGCAGAGAGACAAUUUGAUGGGGAUCCUCAAAGGUCUUCGGUACCUUCUGGAUGGCUACAAUAACGGCUAUCGAAUGGUGCUGGAAGCGGAUGUCAAGCGAAUUCGGAAGCAAAUUGUGGACAAGUGCAAAGCGCAUGGAAUUGCUCAGCCGGAGCAUUUCAAGGAUAUUCGAAGAGUGAUCUAUUGUGACACCACUGAAGACGGUCUGAAGGCUGAAUUGAAAUAUCUUGGAGUGGAUAAAGUGUUUCCGGAGAUUCUAGAACUUGCUGACGAUGUUUACACAAAACCCGAACUGAAGGCACUACGAGAAACUGAUCCUUACCAAACUGUAGAAAAUUGUCAAAUUCAGUGUAUUAUUAAUCGCGCCGGGUUCACCGAAUUCUUUGUCCACAGCACGACCUGGUUCGUUCGUUGA